UGAUGACGCACUUCCGGUCGAUACAUCGUGUUUUGUUGGUGACAGAAAUCCGUUUUCUUGUUUCAGGCGGAUAAUUUGUGGCUAGAAGCUGCGGACAUGGCGAGGAACGCCGAGAAAGCCAUGACGGCUCUGGCCCGCUUCAGACAAGCUCAGCUGGAGGAGGGAAAAGUGAAGGAGAGAAGACCUUUCCUGGCCUCAGAGUGCAGCGAGCUUCCUAAAGCUGAAAAAUGGAGACGACAGAUCAUCAGUGAGAUCUCAAAGAAAGUGGCUCAGAUCCAGAACGCUGGUCUCGGGGAGUUCAAGAUUCGGGAUCUGAACGAUGAGAUCAACAAGCUACUCAGAGAAAAGGGUCACUGGGAGGUCCGGAUCAAGGAGCUGAGGGGACCAGAUUACAGGCGGAUCGGUCCGAGGAUGUUGGACCACGAGGGGAAAGAAGUCCCGGGGAACCGGGGCUACAAGUACUUCGGAGCGGCCCGAGACCUGCCCGGGGUCCGGGAGCUGUUCGAGAAGGAACCUACUCCGGCUCAGAGGAGGACGAGGGCGGAGCUGAUGAAGGACGUGGACGCAGAGUACUACGGCUACAGAGACGAAGACGACGGCGUGCUGCUCCCUCUGGAGGCGCUGCACGAGAAACAAGCCAUACAGGAAGCGGUGCAGAAGUGGAAAACUGAAAAGGAGUCUCGUCUGUCUGGAGAGAAGCAGCAGGAGGAGGAAGAGGAGAGCAUCUACUCCGUCCACAACGAGGAGUCGCAUGUUUGCUUUGUGUGUCUGUGCAGCCUGAUGAGGAGAACCAUGAGGAGCAGGAGGCAGAGGAGGGCGGAGUCACCUUCAUCGCACAUGUUCCUGUUCCGUCUCAGAAAGAGGUGGAGGAAGCUCUGGUCCGGAGGAAGAAGAUGGAGCUGCUGCAGCGUUACGCCAGUGAGACACUUCAAGCUCAGAGUCAAGAAGCCAGAACUCUGCUGGGACUCUGACCCGUUCUGCCUCUGACCCGUUCUGCCUCUGACCCGUUCUGUCUCUGACCCGUUCUGUCUCUGACCCGUUCUG
Nematolebias whitei (Rio pearlfish) is the source of this 1044-nucleotide messenger RNA. It is a transcript of the gene isy1, whose product is annotated as ISY1 splicing factor homolog. NCBI's taxonomy places the organism in Eukaryota, Metazoa, Chordata, Actinopteri, Cyprinodontiformes, Rivulidae. The record is from RefSeq and is a predicted model, not a curated record. Gene Ontology annotation, cellular component: catalytic step 2 spliceosome; Prp19 complex; post-spliceosomal complex. The transcript is spliced from 11 exons. Gene Ontology annotation, biological process: mRNA 3'-splice site recognition; generation of catalytic spliceosome for second transesterification step. Bases 97 to 987 code for a protein of 296 amino acids.